GCAGCCGGCGGAGGGGUUGGCGGUGGGACAGGCGGUGCUGCGGGCGGCCGGCCGGCAUGGCGGCCUCUGGUCUAGAGGAGCUGCAGCUGAGCCGCGACGAGGUGGAGCGCUUCUCCCGGGCGCUGAGGGACGAGAAGUUCAGGCAGCUGCUGGGCGAGUACGCGGAGGAGAUCUCCAAGCCGGAAAACAAGAAGAAGUACGAGGAGGAGAUCACGCAGCUGGAGAGGGAGCGGGGGGUGGAGGUGAAGUUCGUGCACCCGUCGCCGGGCCACGUCCUGAAGAGCAGCGCCGGCGGCGACAAGAAAUGCUUCGUCAACGUGUGCAGCAACGAGCUGAUCAACAAACCGUCCUGCCAGGCGGCCAGGGCCACGGGCGGCGGCGGCGGCGGCGGCAGCGGGGCUCCGGGACAGCACUGGGCGCUGCCCUACAGCCUCACACCCGCCAGGGAGGACGUGGGCCCAGGCGGCAGGAAGCACCUGAUCUACGACGUGGUCUUCCACCCCGACACCCUGUACAUGGCCGACAGGAACAAGAGGUUCCGGAAGAUGGUGGACGGCGUGGCCCUGGACGCGGUCGAGAAGCAGCUGGAUGCGAAACUUGACAUGAAAAACGUCAAGACUUUGAAAAUGAAGUACAAGGGGCUGCCCCACGCGGCUGUGAUCCGCACACCUCUGCCCGGCGGCGCCAAGGAGAUUCCUGAACAAGAAGGAGAAGAAGAAGGAGACGGACCUUUCAAGUUUCCUUACCCCUACGAUCUUCCCAAAUCGGAAGAUGCUUCGCGAAGUGAAGCCAAGGAGAACAGUACAACGGAGAGAUCAAACGCGGCUGGAAAAGACACGAAUAAGAAAACACCAGAGAGCAAAUUUACCCAACCGAAAUACUCCAUUGUUUACCGAUCAACUUUCGACAUGCAGGAUUAUCGACAUGCCCGUGACGCUGUCCCCAGCACCAGACCCAAACAACUGGUGGUUACUAUCCACCUUCCUCUGCUUAACUCGGCCGAGAGUGCUUGUUUGGAUGUGACCGAGAAAUUGCUAUGUCUGGAGUCGCAGAAACCUGCUUACAAGCUUGACUUGGCCCUGCCGUAUCCAGUAGAUGAAAAUCAGGGGUCGGCUAAAUUUAACAAAUCCAAGAGACAGCUUGUGGUUACAUUGCCUGUUAUUCCUGCAAAGCCAGAGCUAGAAGUGGAAAAUAAUCAUAAUGGUGAUUUUGAGCCAGCAAGGAAGGACAGCGAUUCCAUGGAGAAUGAACCGUCACUGCUGAACCCAGCAUUAAAUCAGGUAGAAGAUUGCAUUCAGAAAAAUACAGAAAAUGAUACAGCUCGUAUAAAUUCCGAAGAUGGGUGUGAAGAUUCCAAUUGGGACCCAUCUCAAAAUAAGGAGCACCUUGAAGUGAGUCACAUUGCAGCAUCUGAUGCAUCAGGUAUUAAAGUAACUCCAUCGAUUUCAUGUCCAAAUGAUGUGAGUGACCCCCAAAUUGUUUCCGAGGUGGAUUCUGAUGGACAUCAGAACCUCCCUGAAGAGGCUGCAGUAUCUUCCCGUGAUAACAUUUGCAUGUCUUUGGAAAACCGAAGCAGUAGUACUGAGGGUGGACAAACAAAUGAGCAUUCACAAGUAAAUUCAUCUGCAAAUGCUAAAUGCGGCUCAGAAGGCUCUUUGAAGGAAAGUGAACCAGUGUGUCCUGAUUUCCAUUCCCAUCAGGAUGAAAGCACUGUAACAUUUAUACUGCUAGUGAGAAAUAUCAAAGAAAAUAGUUUGACGUCUGUACUUCAAACCCACGAUUAUCACAUCAGCUUUGGGACCACAGACUCCGAUUCCUUAUAUUCUUUGAUUAUUCAGUUUCCUUCUGAUUAUCAGCUGAACACCGAGGAAAGUGUACUAAACGUGUCGGAAGACAAUGCAGUGGUGGUGUUAAUAAAGUCACUUGAGAGUCGAGGCUUGUGGCAGAGCUUUUGUGCCGGACAUACAUACAACUCAUUGCAGAACAAGUUGUUUGUGACUUCUGAAAAUGCUGAUCAAUUCCUGAGUACUUCUUUGAAGGAUUCAGUCCCCAACGAUGCAGCUGAAGAAUGUUCAGCAGAGUUGAGUGUGUCAGAAGUCCAUGAAAGUGGUCUUGUUAUUUCCUGUAAGUUUCAGCAACAGGAAAAUGAUGAAAUCAACUCUGAUGCACGUGAUCUGAAUCACAGCACACCUUGCAGUACUCCAUCAAAUACUCAGCAACAUGGAGAAGAAAUCCACUUCACUGAAUCUAUUGCAAGUGACAGAGAAACAGAAAAGGAGACAUCUUUGGCAGACGAUGGUGUGGAAUGUGUACCUAGUCAAAGAGAUGAAUUGGCUACUCUAUCGGGGAAUUGUGAUCAUUUUGCCCAGCUCCACGGUUCAUCAGAAGGAAGUGUAAUAAUCCCAACGACUCAGAUGGAUGCGUUGUCUCUCAGCAGCUGCAUGAAUCCUGCUGAUGAGAAGAAGCUGUCUGUGUGUGCAAAGGUGGAGGCUGGUAAUGAUGAACUUCUUGAUGAAGAUGACCUUAUAUCUGAGCAAAUGGACAGCAACGAUCCAAAGUUUGUUAAACAAAUGGCUCCGCUCCAGAUUCUGGAGGAAGUUAAUCCUACUGAUAAAAGUAUGGAGAUUAUAUAUGACCAUACAACACAUUCUGCAUUCACCUUUCAAAAUCCUGAACUUUUUCAAUUAGAUUAAAUAAAUACUUAUUUUGUUUCUUAAUAUAUCAUAAAAUUAUAGUUGUUGUACAAUAAAAUGUAACAGUUUAGACUUUUAUACCAGUUGUGUUAUUCUAGAAUUUUAAACGAUGUUGCGUUAUAGACUGAUUUCUUAAAUGACAUAAAAUUUAUGACACAAAAGGAGACCAUUUGGCCCAUCCUGUCUGUCAGUCAAAAAAAACAACCAACAAUGACACUUUCCAGCACACAAUCGUAACUCCACAGGUCACGGCUCAUCACGACACAUCCAAGUACUUUAUAAAUAUGAUGAAGGUUUCUGUCUCUACCAUCCUUUAGGCAGUGAGUUCCAGACCCCUACCACAUUUGAUUAUAAAGUUUUCUCCAUCGCCAUAAAAUCAUACUGCAGAGAAACAAGCCCUUCAUCCUCCGUCGGAUUUGCCUAAUACCUCAUCCCCAACAAUUCCCCAGAUUCUACUUCAUUACAAUCCAGGGGUUAUUUAAAAUGGCCAAUUAACCUACCAACACACUUCUUUAGAUGUGGAAGGAAACCAGACCACCCUCGGGAAUCCCACAUGAUCAGGGAGGAUGUGUAAACUGGAGAGAGAAUCGGAAGUCUGGAUUGAACCAAGGGUGGUGGAGCUGUAAUGCAGCUGCUCUACUAACUGCAACCCUGUGCCCUUUCACCCCUCUGCUAAGGAAAACAGCUCUUUCCCAUCUACUCAGAAUCUUGUAUUUAAAUUUUCCAGUCCUGGCAACAUCCUCAUAAAUCUCGCUUCUUCUAUGCAAUUACAUCUUCCCUGCAAUGUGGUGAUCAGAAAACAAUACAUCGUCUAAUUCCAGUUGUCUAUAGUGCAUAACUUUCCUGCUCUUGUAUUCUACACAUUUUUAACCACCUAUUGAUCUGUUUUGCUAUGUUUAAGGAUUUACAGGCGUACAUUCCAAGGUUUCCUACUUGAUACAAUAUCUUGCCGUGUACCUUGUAUUCUCUCAUCUUCUUACAACUCUAUUGCAUUACUUGACGUCUGUCUGUUAUUUUAUUUUUGCCACUUUUUCUGUCCACUUGACCAAA
Molecule: messenger RNA, 3743 nt
Organism: Leucoraja erinaceus (little skate)
Lineage: Eukaryota; Metazoa; Chordata; Chondrichthyes; Rajiformes; Rajidae
Gene: dnaaf2
Product: dynein axonemal assembly factor 2
Biological process (GO): axonemal dynein complex assembly
Cellular component (GO): cytoplasm
Source: RefSeq, a predicted model, not a curated record